This is a messenger RNA of Ochlerotatus camptorhynchus, 1492 nucleotides long. Its product is annotated as reticulocalbin-2. Gene Ontology annotation, molecular function: calcium ion binding. Gene Ontology annotation, cellular component: endoplasmic reticulum. The transcript has 3 exons. The record is from RefSeq and is a predicted model, not a curated record. Bases 146 to 1156 code for a protein of 336 amino acids. NCBI's taxonomy places the organism in Eukaryota, Metazoa, Arthropoda, Insecta, Diptera, Culicidae.
GCCUGCAUUGUUUACAUCACGCCAAUCUUCACUUUUUUCGUGUGCAGAGUCGGCACUGCAGGAACAUCUGGAAUCUCAAAUAAUUUAAUUGGUUUCCCGAAUAUCAUCAAUUUAAUUCAUUAUUAUUUAUAAAUUGGCAGCAAUAAUGCCAAGAACCGGUGUCUUCCUGGCGCUCCUAUUGGGAGCGAUAGUGGCUGGUUCCUUAGCUGCCACAACACACAAGCACACCCAUCACCCAUCUGGCGGUGCCAAGGAACGAAUGGAGGAUGGAAGCUUUGCCCCUCGCGAUGCCCAUCACAUGGAAGGGGAUGAACAUCAUUCCGAAUUCGACCAUGAAGCCAUUUUGGGUAGUGUAAAGGAAGCGGAAGAAUUUGAUUCACUCUCACCGGAGGAAUCGAAGCGACGGUUGGCGCUGUUGGUGGUCAAAAUGGAUCUCAAUUCGGACGGAUUUAUCGACCGACACGAAUUGAAGGCUUGGAUUCUGAGGUCGUUCAAGAGUUUGCUCGAGGAAGAAGCUGCCGAUCGGUUUGAGGAUAUAGAUCAGAAUAAUGACGAGGUGAUUACGUGGGAGGAAUACUAUGCCGAUACAUACGGUAUGGAGAAUGAGGAUGAAGACGCCGAACAGAUGGAAUUGGAUCCUCAUAAAGAAGAGGAGAGAAAAUUGAUGGUCGAUGAUAAAGAGAUGUUCGAAGCUGCCGAUAGCAAUAAGGAUGGAAAGUUGGAUUUGAACGAGUUUGUCCAGUUUAUGUCGCCGGAGGAAUUCCCGCAAAUGUUUGCUGUCGUUCUGAAGCAAACGUUACGCAAUAAGGACGCUAAUAAGGAUGGAAAGAUAGACUUCCAGGAGUACGCGGCCGAGCAUUCCAGAGAUCACGACAGGGACUGGUUGAUAACGGAGAAGGAGCGGUUCGAUCUUGAUUUCGACAGGGACGGGGACGGUUAUUUGAAUGGAAACGAAAUUCUGUCUUGGAUUCUUCCUAGCAAUGAAGAGGUAGCUGAAGACGAAGUGGCUCAUCUGUUUGUAUCGGCCGAUGAAGAUCAUGAUGAACGUCUGUCGUACGAAGAAAUUAUCAACAAAUACGACAUCUUUGUAGGUAGCGAAGCAACCGAUUACGGAGAUCAUCUGCAUAAUAUUCACCAUUUCGAUGAUGAGUUGUAAAACAUCCCUCUGGUCAUUAACUUUCUUUUAACAUUGUUUUAUUCGAGAUCGAAUUUUUAUUUUAACUAUCUCUGCAAAGCUCUAGUCUUUUAGUGACCGGUAUUUUAAAUUGUUAGUUAUAUAAUCCAAACGAUCGCUAAUUGCCAUGAUAAGUUAAGAUUAUAUUUUGGAUGACAUUACAUUUAGGAGCAAAAACACAAUCUGGGCACAAAAUGGCAGCAUUUUUCUUUAUUAAUACCAAAUAAUUCGUUAUUCUCUUAUCCGUGGGAAUCUUAAGAUUAAUACAAACCAAACUUGUCCUUAUUUAUGCAUUUAUUGACAUUAGUUUUUUUAGAA